AGCCUAAGCCAUAUCCCUGGAAACUGAGUAAAAAAAUUAGGUGGAAGGCAGAAAGGAAAUGAACGUAGAAACCUCCAGUGCACAAAGAAAGAUCCGUAUACACAAGCACGAGCAAGGAAACAGCAGGGUAUCUUUUACUACACGGAGGACGCGGAGCACCACAAACAGGAACUUUAAAGGGAUUGAAAUCUGUUGCCUGUUCCACUAGGAAUAUUGUUUGCAAGGCACAAGGUGUCUUUUGGUAGUGAGCACCCUCUGCGCAUGCGCAGGUCCAUUCGGGAAUUACUGCCCGGCCGCCGACUAAGUUGCAUUCCUUGAAUCUUCGCAGAAAAGACAAUUCUUUAAUCAGAGUUAGUAAUGUGGACAGUACAAAACCGAGAGAGUUUGGGGCUUCUCUCUUUCCCUGUGAUGAUUGCCAUGGUCUGUUGUGCACACAGCGCCAAUGAGCCCAGCAACAUGUCAUACGUGAAAGAGACAGUGGAUAGAUUGCUCAAAGGUUAUGACAUUCGCUUGCGGCCGGACUUUGGAGGGCCCCCCGUGGACGUCGGGAUGAGGAUCGAUGUCGCCAGCAUAGACAUGGUCUCCGAAGUGAACAUGGAUUAUACACUCACCAUGUAUUUCCAGCAGUCUUGGAAAGACAAAAGGCUUUCUUAUUCUGGAAUCCCACUAAACCUCACGCUAGACAACAGGGUAGCUGACCAACUCUGGGUACCAGACACCUACUUUCUGAAUGACAAGAAAUCAUUUGUGCAUGGGGUUACAGUGAAAAAUCGAAUGAUCCGACUGCAUCCUGAUGGAACAGUUCUCUACGGACUCCGGAUCACAACCACAGCUGCGUGUAUGAUGGAUCUACGAAGAUACCCUCUGGAUGAACAAAACUGCACCCUGGAGAUUGAAAGUUAUGGCUACACCACGGAUGACAUUGAGUUUUACUGGAAUGGAGGAGAAGGAGCAGUAACAGGAGUGAAUAAAAUUGAGCUUCCUCAGUUUUCAAUUGUUGACUAUAAGAUGGUGUCCAAGAAGGUGGAGUUCACAACAGGGGCAUAUCCACGACUGUCACUAAGUUUUCGUCUAAAGAGAAACAUUGGUUACUUCAUUUUGCAAACCUACAUGCCUUCCACACUGAUUACAAUUCUGUCCUGGGUGUCGUUUUGGAUCAACUAUGAUGCCUCUGCAGCCAGAGUCGCACUAGGAAUCACCACAGUGCUGACAAUGACAACCAUCAGCACUCACCUCAGGGAGACCCUGCCAAAGAUCCCCUAUGUCAAAGCAAUUGAUAUUUACCUGAUGGGUUGCUUUGUGUUCGUGUUCCUGGCUUUGCUGGAAUAUGCCUUUGUAAAUUACAUCUUCUUUGGAAAAGGCCCUCAGAAAAAAGGAGCUGGCAAACAAGACCAGAGCGCUAAUGAGAAGAACAAACUGGAGAUGAAUAAAGUCCAGGUGGACGCCCACGGCAACAUUCUCCUCAGCACCCUGGAGAUCAGGAACGAGACUAGCGGCUCGGAAGUGCUCACGGGCGGGAGCGACCCCAAGGCCACCAUGUACUCGUACGACAGUGCCAGCAUCCAGUACCGCAAGCCGCUGAGCAGCCGCGAGGCGUACGGGCGCGCGCUGGACCGGCACGGCGCCCACAGCAAGGGGCGCCUCCGCAGGCGCGCCUCGCAGCUCAAAGUCAAAAUCCCCGACUUGACUGAUGUGAAUUCCAUAGACAAGUGGUCCCGAAUGUUCUUCCCCAUCACCUUUUCUCUUUUUAACGUCGUUUAUUGGCUUUACUAUGUACACUAAGUUCAGUCCCCAUGGUUCCUUAAACGACUACCUUCCUCUUCUCUUAGUUUUUAAUCCCACAGGUCCCCAGCAGCGGUACUGCUGUGCUUUUUGAGGUAAGAGAUUCAGUCAUCCAAUUGGUUUUAGGUCUUGCAUAUCAAUUUUAUUACUGCACCAUGUUUACUUCAAAAAAAAAAAAAACUCUAUUUUUUUUUCCAGUCUACUGUGGUCCAGGUUACUGGCUCUUUCAGAGCUCUGUUAAUUGCCAUGUUUACAAACAAAUACACACAACGAGAGAAAUUAGAUAGGCCGAUCUUUAGCAGUUCUAGCCGCCCUGGAUUUGACUGAUUAUUUUUUAAGUAAAACUGAAAAGAGGACCCAGCUCUCUGUGUGCAUGGCUUCCUGGUCAACUGUAACAAUCUCAUGCUGCCAAAAAA
Messenger RNA from Aethalodelphis obliquidens (Pacific white-sided dolphin), 2198 nucleotides. It is a transcript of the gene GABRB1, whose product is annotated as gamma-aminobutyric acid type A receptor subunit beta1. The record is from RefSeq and is a predicted model, not a curated record. Lineage: Eukaryota; Metazoa; Chordata; Mammalia; Artiodactyla; Delphinidae. Gene Ontology annotation, molecular function: extracellular ligand-gated monoatomic ion channel activity; GABA-A receptor activity. Gene Ontology annotation, cellular component: membrane. Gene Ontology annotation, biological process: monoatomic ion transmembrane transport. The coding region runs from base 358 to 1782 and encodes 474 amino acids. The transcript has 9 exons.